Molecule: messenger RNA, 2941 nt
Organism: Oncorhynchus keta (chum salmon)
Lineage: Eukaryota; Metazoa; Chordata; Actinopteri; Salmoniformes; Salmonidae
Gene: fhit
Product: fragile histidine triad diadenosine triphosphatase
Exons: 9
Coding region: 1021-1473 (150 amino acids)
Biological process (GO): negative regulation of proteasomal ubiquitin-dependent protein catabolic process; purine nucleotide metabolic process; diadenosine triphosphate catabolic process
Cellular component (GO): cytoplasm; plasma membrane; nucleus
Molecular function (GO): ubiquitin protein ligase binding; bis(5'-adenosyl)-triphosphatase activity
Source: RefSeq, a predicted model, not a curated record
AGGGAGGCUAUAUAGCGGGCGGACCGGAACAGAGUCAAUGCGCUGGGGCACCAGUUAGUCCAGGAUAUAUGUAUCAAUGUGACACCUACACGGUUAUAAAUAUUUGUUAUUUAUUGUGUAGGCUGCUAUCCUACUUUAAAUAAAAUCAUGUGAGAGAAAAAAAUCGCCACAAUAUCUACCGCCGGCGACACAACCAUGAUACCCAUUAGGAAGCACAUCAAGUCGGCAGGCACAACACUCAACACUGGUCGCCGGCUAACUAUCGACUCGUCGUGCAGCCCAAUCAGCCAAGCAAAACGGUCUUGAGUGCCAACAAAUCUGCCCAAUUAUCUGAAUCGCUUUCCAUACACCCACUCCUUUCGACACAGUCCGGUCGCCAUAUUGGGCUGCAGCUACUCAUACUUGUGGUUGGUUGACAAUAGAGCUUCACACAUUGCAGGCGAUGGCUGUAGGAUGAAGUUGGUGAAGAGCAACUGCAGAACAUGCAGUCAAAACUUCAUGAACUUUGAUCACAUUCAUUUUGGAAAGUUCAUGUAGUCGACAAGUAAACGCAAAUCGGACAUUUUUUUAAUCCAUAAUGCAACCCAUUUUGAAAGGUUGGUCACCGACUUGACAAAAGGGAUCCGCUCAAACGCGCCCAAUGUAUGACGUUUUAGAGAUUCAGAAGGUACAUAUAAGCGCAUGUGGCUACACUCAUUGUGGAACUUGUAGUCACAUUCACAUGCUAGAGAAGCACUUCCAGAACCAUUGUGCAUUACCAGAACUGCACUACCCAUAGAUCAUUCGGUUUAUCAAGACUGUCUCAGACACGGAAGGUAAAGAAAAGUGCGAUACUGUAGAAGAUCCGAGAGGAGUUCACACUGCAUCAAGUCUAAAAGUUGUGAUCUGCUCUGGAGUCCAGUUACACUUAUAGACGGCCUCCAUCUGUCCUUCUAUCCCUCCUUCCAUCCCUCCCUUCUCUAAUUACCAGACCCGGGGACCGUGAGAAGCAAGCGAGGUUGAAGGUCUGCAGUCAUCACCAUGUCUACAUUCCGUUUUGGACAGCACGUCAUCAAGGCCUCAGCAGUGUUUCUACAAACUGAGUUGUCCUUCGCCCUGGUCAACAGGAAGCCUGUGGUGCCUGGACAUGUGUUGGUGUGUCCUCUGCGGCCCGUUGAGCGUUUCCGAGACUUGCAUCCUGAUGAGGUGGCUGACCUCUUCACCACUACCCAGAGAGUGGCUGACCUGGUGGAGAAACACUUCCAGGUUUCCUCCCUCACCAUCGCCAUACAGGAUGGCCCUGAAGCCGGACAAACUGUGAAGCAUGUUCACGUGCAUGUCCUCCCCAGGAAGGCAGGUGACUUUGAGAGAAACGACAACGUCUAUGAUGAGCUCCAGAAGCAUGACCGUGAGAGUGAGGACGUCCCUUCCAGGUGGAGAACAGAGGAGGAGAUGGCAGCAGAGGCUUCUGAUCUGAGGAAACAAUUCAGCUAAACUGCCCUGUAAAGAACCACUUUAAAUCUCUAUAACGACAACUUGCAACGUUUCAAGUGAUUGUGAAGUGGAUAAUUCUUCAGUUGGCACUGUUGUUGGAAAAAGUAUUUUGAACUGAACUGAUGUGGUUGAUUACAGUUCAUACAUCUUUAAAUGUAAUGUGUGACUUGUAUUAUUACCUCAGAUGUUGUUUUUGUGGUGUUUUUGUUGUUCUCCUUGGAAUUUAUUGGGGUUAGACUUGUACCAGAGUUAUUGUUGUUGUUUAAAUUUUUAUAUUCCAUGAGUGUCACAACAUGUAAAUGUGGAAUUAUUCAUCAAUCGCUCUCCCUUGCAUCAGUUCUUAAUCGCACCAAGUCAGUGCUCAUAACAACAUUUAAAGGCCCUCUAAACCCCACAGUCACAGCUAUGAACAUGCUUGUGAGCACCUCCAUGCAAAGCGGAGCUAAAAACGAGUGGAUAAUGAAGGUAACAUGUGGUUAAUAAAGAGGAGCAGCUGCUCUGGGAUCUGUGAAAUUGUCAAAUCAGAUUUAGUGUGCCGUAGGAGACAACAAGCCUGCCAAAGAGUCAGCUGAAGGCAAUAGAUCUGCUUCCACAUUGACAGAGGUCAUAGUAGUGGAAAGCAGAGAUGUUGUUGUUGCUGGUUUUUCUUCAUAUUUGUGAUUAACUUUAAGCAUCUGAUUUGGAAAAAAGUUUGCUUUUCAUAAUAAUCAGUUUAGUUGAGUUUAUUAGGAUCCCCAUUAGCUACUGCACAUGCAGCAGCUACACUAUCCCGGGGUCCACAUAAAACAUACAAAUACAUAGCAAAAAAAACUAAAGAUAUCACAUUCAAUUAAAAUAAGAGUUAUAUAUAUAGGAAGUUCAAGAAGAGACCAAAAAAAGACUAUUUACAGCGAGAUAAUGAAGGCCUGAAACAUUACGAAAAGCAUUUUGAAGCCUAAUUUCAGUUUUCAGUUGAAGCUUUGAUACACUUUCAUUUCCUUCAACUCAGUUGUAAAACGCUUAAAAGUAUUUCCCUGCACUCUUAGAAAAAAAUUAGUUCCGAAAGGGUUAUUCGGCUGUCCCCAUAGGAUAACCCUUUUUUGGUUCCAGGUAGAUCCAUUUUGGGUUCCAUGUAGAACCCUCUGUGGAAAAGGAUCUACAUGGAACCCCAAAUAGUUUUACCUCAAACAAAAAAGGGUUCUUCAAAGGAUUCUCCUAUGGGGACAGCCAAAGAACCCAUUUAGGUUCUAGAUAGCACCUAUGUUUCUAUCAGUGUUGAGUCCAGGGAAUGGGUUUUGUUUGGUACAAGGUUGAAUGAAAAAUGUACCAUAAUAAAUGGUGUGAAUUGAAAUGGUGUGAUUGAAACAAUGACCACAGUAAUGGAUUAAUUCCUGGUGGUUAUGCCUGAUGAAUAGCACAGCAUAAGGCUACAUUGAUUUUCUUUUUUGUAUCGAUGUUGGAAUAAAAUGCCAGUCUUGCCAUUUACUCA